Canariomyces notabilis is the source of this 865-nucleotide messenger RNA. RefSeq lists its product as uncharacterized. NCBI's taxonomy places the organism in Eukaryota, Fungi, Ascomycota, Sordariomycetes, Sordariales, Chaetomiaceae. The transcript has a single exon. The record is from RefSeq and is a predicted model, not a curated record. Bases 89 to 574 code for a protein of 161 amino acids.
GGCGUCACCGAAUCCACAUCCACUUUACCAAAACUAAGUGUCACACGACAUUCAAUUUUAUCAAUUCAUUACAGUCUGUCACGAGGCUAUGACAGCUUUGUCGUUGGAGUGCACCAAUAACUCCUUCCUUUGUCGAAACCGAAUCUUGGCUUUCCCGAACCAAAAUGCAUUUACAGGCGUUCUGGCUCUUGAGUUUUGUUGUAUUCUCAUCCGACAUGUAUGGGUGUCUCUGGCAAGAGAUCAGCAUGGCGCGCUUGGGUUAAAUGGGCCUUUUUUCCUCCUGUGUUUGUACUCCCCGGCUUCUCAAAGCUGUAGGGGGCAGGUGUUCUGUCUAGGGUUUCAUCAAUCUGGUCUUGUAUUCUUAGGUCUUGGAAACCUAUCUUCUUUCUUACCUUACUCUUGUACCCCGUCUUGGGAUCUGCUGCAUCGCAUUGAUGGCAUAGUGGUAGUCGGAGAAACCAUUACUGCGCCACAGGACGUCUUUUUGGAUUGGAAGGAUUCCCUGCUGCCGGAUGCCGGACGAAAUACCCUUUGGUCAACGUGGCUAGGCUGGGGUAGCCGCGAUAGAUUAUAACAACACUAUUUCCUAUCCUCUAAUUCAAGGCAUUGUGUCAAACAGACCGCUAGUUGCAGUUUACAGGUGGCUUUGUGAUGACACUGGCCAGGCUGACACUGAUUACUGCUAGAUUAUGAGAUUUAUAUGGUGCGCAGCAUGCAUGUCUUGUAUCAUACUCGGGCAGUUGGACUCUGACAUGCCAGUCUUACCGGCCGCCAAAAGCCUCUUCCAUACAUGGAUACCAGGAGCCCGUGGGAAAGAGUCAUUGGGUGCUUAGCACUACAUACCACCCAGCUCGCCAGGACAAAG